GCACACCCCUGCCUCCGCCCCUACGCCUCCGCCGCCCAACUGCCGGCCACUCGCCGUUCGCCGCUCUCAAUCGGAAGCCCCCGCGGGGCCACAGCGCCGCUCGCCAUCGGAAGUUCGGAACCCCCGGAGCGCGCGCUGCUCUCCAUCGGAAGUUCGGAUUCUUCAGAACCCUCCCCGCUCCGGGCCGCGCACCGCUCGCCAUCGGAACCCCCCACGAGGCCGCGUGCUGCUAGCCAUCGGAAGUUUGGAACCCCCGGCCGCUCGCCGCUCGCCAUCGAAAGCUCGGAACCCUCCCCGCCCCGGGCCGCGCGCUGCUUGCCAUUGCAACCCCCCGCGGGGCCCGCACGCCGCUCGCAAUCUGGUUCCGACUUCCGAGUUCUGCACGCCCAUUUCAUCUGGAAAAAAAAAGAACAAACGCAGAGAGAGAUCUUUAUUGAACUCUUCGACCAUUUAAGACUUAGGAGGAGCAGACGACACACCUUUCUCGCUCUCUUGACCUCUCCCUACCUUUCUCUUCUUGGUAUCGCAUUCGCCGACAAUGGGCCCUCCGAACCAGACCACUUCUUUGCAACGCCUCCACCAUGUCGAGAAGCGGAUCGUGCGACUGCUGGAGUUGGCGGGGUCGGUGAUGGACGAGCUGGCCAACUCCACUGGGCCUAGGACGGAAGCCCUCACUGCUCAUUGCCGCGAGUUCAUGUUGGCCAUCAAGGAGAUCCAAACAACCUUGCGGGAGGAAAUCAAAAGUGCUUGUGAGUAUCGUCCAUUUGAGAAAUGCGACUAUAGUGCCAGAAUUUCUAAUGAGAUAUGCUGUAAGAAGUUGGAAUACAUAAUUGAACAGUUGGACUGCAUGCAACAAAAUCUUGAACAUAGUUCAAAUGGAAGUUAGAAUCUAUCUGAUCGACGGUCAGGGUCAGGACCAAGGUUUCCAUCUUCAUCUGCUGCAGAUAGUGAAGCUGUUUCUAUGCUAGCAAUGACUUAGAUGACAACUGGGAUCUGCUAGAAGGUGAUCUUCCUUAUUGAAACUUGUGACAACUGGGAUUUGCUAGAAGGUGAUCUUCCUUUCAAUAACUUGUAAGCAAUUUACUACGCGGUUUCUGCACUUGCAGCUUUGUUUAGCGAAUGAAUCGAAUUGGAGGUACCGAUGAAUUGUAUAGAUUGCUUCUCCUCCUUCCAUGAACCAUGAUGUGGCAGAUUGAGUUCAAUGGCAUAUUUCAAUCUUUAGAAUUUUUAUGAUGUUAA
Ananas comosus (pineapple) is the source of this 1239-nucleotide messenger RNA. Its product is annotated as mediator of RNA polymerase II transcription subunit 11. The coding region runs from base 539 to 886 and encodes 115 amino acids. The record is from RefSeq and is a predicted model, not a curated record. The transcript is spliced from 5 exons. Gene Ontology annotation, biological process: regulation of transcription by RNA polymerase II. Gene Ontology annotation, cellular component: mediator complex. Gene Ontology annotation, molecular function: transcription coregulator activity. Lineage: Eukaryota; Viridiplantae; Streptophyta; Magnoliopsida; Poales; Bromeliaceae.